AUGCGUCAAACAAGUGUAAACAAAAAAAAGCCAUCAACAGAGCCUGAGUCUAUUGAACCAACACACGUUAUGUCUGCCCAAGUGCUACCCAAGAAACGAUCUAAAGGAGAUAAAAGAGUCAAUAGUCACCAUAUUCCAUCCUCUGGCCAUAUAAGUCAUCACAACUUCUCGCGACUGACACCACAACAACCACAACAACCAAAUCGCAUACUAUCGGGCAAUCAAAGUGGUAGUGCCAGUCGAAGAAUAAUACUGAAUAGAGUGAGCUCACACACAAGACAUGUUAGUCGUAGUUUGGCCCAAGAUGACCUAAGUAAUGAAUCGUUUGAAGAAGCUGGCAUUGGAUUCAAUGAGAAUAAACACCAAAUUUUAUCAAAUUUUGAAGAAUGGAUCAAAAUGUCCACCGAUAACAAGAUCAAUAUCAAAAACUCGUGGCAAUUUGCGUUGAUUGAUUAUUUCCAUGAUUUAAACGUUAUCAAAGAUGGUGAUCAUAUCAAUUUUCAACGUGCCUCAGCUACUUUGGAUGGAUGUAUAAAGAUUUACUCAAACAGAAUUGAUUCCGCCGCUACGGAAACCGGGAAGUUAUUGAGUGGGUUGGCCGCGAAGCAAAGCGAGAAAUCUAGAAAUGCUAAUUCGGCAGAUGAAGACGAAGAAGGAUUGGAUGAUGGCGAAAGACUUGCAUCGGAUAACGAAGAUGAAAAUGAGGAUGGAGCAAAAAAGAAGCGUAAAGUGAAUAAAGUUGUUGAGUCUACACUUGUGGACUUUGACACAAUAAGGAUUAAAAAAUUGGAUCAAGAGUUGGCCAUAGACCCCCUAUUCAAAAAAGCAUUGGCUGAAUUUGACGAAGGUGGUGCUAAAAGUCUCUUGUUGAAUACAUUGAGUAUUAAUGCCUCGGGAAGAGUUGUAUUUGAUGCAACUUCAACUCAAAAUGCUCAAGAUAAGGAGGUUGUUGAGACACAAGACUUGACGAAUGAUGAUGCUGAAGUUGACAUUUCCGAUUUAGGGAAGACCAUAUUUGAAGAUCACAUCCCCAUUGAGGAAAGGACAAUAUGCCCCUCUCUCGGUGAAUUUCGAUCGGCUUUAGAUGAUCUAAACAAAGCCAAGAGUAUACUCAAUGAUUUCAAUACUCGAAUGAAUGAUGUACAAGAAAAUGAAGCUGACCAAAAUGAUUUCGAUAUGGACAAUGAUUUUGGAUUUGAUGAUUUUGGCGAUCAAGAAGGAGAUGCCGAUACCGCUCCCUCAAAUGAUCACGAUCUUCUAAACCAUGUCAAUGCAAGUGUUUUGCAAAAAUUAUUUGAAGAGAAGUCUGAUCCAUAUAGUACUCAAACCAAAACCAAUACGGCAUUAUUGGAUGAAGAUUUGAUGAAUUAUUUUGAUGAGAAAUUGAAAAUAAGUUGGGCUGGUCCUGAGCAUUGGAAAGUAUCUGCUUUUAAAAAAGCAAACAAUAUUGAUCAAUUUGCCAAGGAGAAAAAACCAGACAUAACUGCACCUACAAAGAAGAAUAAGAAAACUGUUACAGCUAUUGAUUUUUUCAGUCUGGAAAAUGUCGAUGAGGAUCUACUAUUCAAACUGCAUAGAGAUCCUAAUUUCAUCAAUUUGAAAUCGAUAAACAUUUAUGAAAUUUACGAUGCUGAUACAUUUGAAGAAAUAAAGGAAAAGAAUUUAUUGCCUGAUGAUAUCAAGUUCACAUCCUCGAGGUUAGUCAGUUUGAUUCAAAAGCCAAAUACCCCGAUUAUGUAUUUCCCCAAGAAUCCUGUAGCGUAUGAUGACGCAACUGAACAAGCUAAAUUGACCGAUUCAAAUUUCUUUGCCGAGCAGUAUCAAGCUAGGGAGGCCCAAGAUGCUGAAAACACGGAUGACCGCGAAAGGCUAGCUCAUUCAUUCCAUCAAGCAGAAUAUGAAGAUUUCGAUAACGAUUACGAUGGCAUCGAUUUCAAUGAUGCAUUGGAAGAUGUACCUGAAAAUGGAGUUGCCGCCACCCACGAUUCAAAUUCAGUGGGCCCAGUAUCAGAAUCUCAAUUAAACUCACAGCCAGCUGGAGUCAUUGGUAAACGAAGGACCGAGUUUGUUAAUUUUUCACGUGUUGCCAAAAGAGUCGAUAUAAAACUCUUGAAAGAUAACAUAUGGAGAGCCAUUACAGAAGGGGUUGCGGCAUCGAAUUCAUCAUCUAAUGACAACAAUGGCAUAUCCCAACGAGAGAUCAAGUUCAAUGAAGUAAUCAAAAGAGUAAAGACAAUGUACUCACCGGAACAAGUUAAGGAACUUUCCACCAGUUUUUGUUUUAUUUGUGUUUUGCACUUGGCUAAUGAACAUGGUUUGACUAUUGAAGGCAAUGAAGGCAAUGAUAAUUUGACAAUCAUAGGGGUGUAA
Molecule: messenger RNA, 2370 nt
Organism: Lodderomyces parapsilosis
Lineage: Eukaryota; Fungi; Ascomycota; Pichiomycetes; Serinales; Debaryomycetaceae
Gene: BRN1
Product: condensin subunit
Exons: 1
Coding region: 1-2370 (789 amino acids)
Biological process (GO): mitotic chromosome condensation
Cellular component (GO): condensin complex
Molecular function (GO): chromatin binding
Source: RefSeq, a predicted model, not a curated record